GCUGGGGGCUCCAGGGCCCAGGUGGGGAGCCCAGGACGCAGGGGGACCGACCCCACUGAAGUUCUGCCCUCAGAGGAAGCCGGGCAUUACCAAACGGGCCGGGCCCAGUCCCUCGUCCUGGCCCUGCGGCCUAGCGCUGAACUCUGGCUUCAGAAACCCUACCUGACCCCCGACCUCUGCCCCGAUUUGACCCCGACCCCCAGGCAACCCAUCUAGGCAGCCUUCAGCCCUAGAGCCUGGGCCUGGCUGGGCAAAGGCAGGGGCUGCGGCGUGAGAAGUUUGGGCCCUCCUGCGCUCCGUAGCCCGGCACUUUCCCGGCUGGGCACUGGGCAGGGGGCUGGGGGUUCCUGCCUGGCCUGGGCUGGGCCAGGGACCACCCUGCUCUGAGCCAGGUUUCCAGGGUUGGGGUGCGGUGGGGGCCGGGGCAGGAGCUGUGCCUGAGCCCGGGCGUCCGGGCAGGCAGAGCAGGGCGAGCCCUGUGGGCCAGAUGCCUCAGGACCCAGGAAGCCUGGGCAGGAGGUGUGGUGGGGGGUGGGUUCCAGGGAGGCCGGAGGGUCCAGCUGGGGCCCUGGGGAUGGGGGCGAGUGCCCCAGGCGCCGUCUGUUUUGCAGGCAGCUCUUUGGACAUGGACGCAUUCCAGAAGGUAGAGAAGAUCGGAGAGGGCACCUAUGGGGUGGUGUAUAAGGCCAAGAACACGGAGACGGGGCAGCUCGUGGCCCUCAAGAAGAUCAGGCUGGAUUCGGAGACCGAGGGGGUCCCGAGCACUGCCAUCAGGGAGAUCUCCCUGCUCAAAGAGCUGAAGCACCCCAACAUCGUCAGGCUGCUGGACGUGGUGCACAGUGAGAAGAAGCUGUACCUGGUGUUCGAGUUUCUCAGCCAGGACCUGAAGAAGUUCAUGGACUCCACCCCGGCCUCCGAGCUCCCCUUGCACUUGGUCAAGAGCUACCUCUUCCAGCUGCUGCAGGGCGUGAAUUUCUGCCACUCCCAUCGGGUCAUCCACCGAGACCUGAAGCCCCAGAAUCUGCUCAUCAAUGAGUUGGGUGCCAUCAAGCUGGCCGACUUUGGACUGGCGCGAGCCUUCGGGGUCCCCCUACGCACCUAUACCCAUGAGGUGGUGACACUCUGGUAUCGCGCCCCCGAGAUCCUUUUGGGCAGCAAGUUCUACUCGACAGCUGUGGAUAUCUGGAGCAUUGGUUGCAUCUUUGCAGAAAUGGUGAUCCGCAGAGCCCUGUUUCCUGGCGACUCUGAGAUCGACCAGCUCUUUCGUAUCUUUCGCACCCUGGGGACACCCAGUGAAGCCGUGUGGCCAGGGGUCACCCAGCUGCCUGACUAUAAGGGAAGCUUCCCCAAGUGGAACAGGAAGGGGCUGGAGGAGAUUGUGCCCAAUCUGGAACCUGAAGGCCAGGACCUGCUCAUGGUAGGUACAGCAACUCCUACAGUACGACCCUGACCAGCGGAUUUCAGCCAAGACCGCCCUUGCCCAUCCAUACUUCUCGUCCGCUGAGGCCUCCCCGGUCCCCCACCAGUGUGUGCUGGAGCGUUUUUGCCGCUGAGAACAUGUGAGGCCACUGUCUUGAAGCCUCUCCCCAGCGGCUGCCCCAGCCACCUCCCCACGCACUUGCUGAGAAGGACAACAUCUGGGAGAGGGCAAAGCUCUGAGGAGUUUGGCGUCAGCCAUCGGAGGGCUGAGUUUGGGUUAGUCCUGCCCUAGGUUAGCGAGUUCCUGUGUUGUUUUUUGGGUUGGAUGGCGCCGUUUCAAGAUGGGGACACAGAAGCUCAGUGCAUGAGGGGGCACGUUAGAGACUGGGUCCCCUGGCACUGGCACAGGUGCCCAGCAGAGCAGGAAGCCUGCUGGGGCCGCAAGCGAGGCCCUCAUCCGACCUUCACCUGCCCAGCCCUCAGCGGCUGUGUCAGAUCCUGCGGGAAAGGGUGCCCUCUGCUGGUCUUUUUGGAUUUAAAAUGUUUUGGGGAAGAGUUGCGUUCCAGUGAAGAGUCAGUCUCCAGUUAAACAGGAAGCAGGGUGAGAGCGAGAGGGGACAUUUUCCUGGUCCCAGGGGAGGUCGGGGUGUGCGUGGCUGUUGUGCGCAGUUGUCACCCACAGUAUGCUUACAUUUGUUUGCCUCUGGCGUUAACGGGAAAUAAAAGCCAUGCACUCUGA
Messenger RNA from Pteropus alecto (black flying fox), 2158 nucleotides. RefSeq names its product cyclin dependent kinase 3 (gene CDK3). Gene Ontology annotation, biological process: regulation of G2/M transition of mitotic cell cycle; G1/S transition of mitotic cell cycle; regulation of gene expression. Bases 488 to 1450 code for a protein of 320 amino acids. Gene Ontology annotation, molecular function: cyclin binding; ATP binding; cyclin-dependent protein serine/threonine kinase activity. The record is from RefSeq and is a predicted model, not a curated record. The transcript is spliced from 7 exons. NCBI's taxonomy places the organism in Eukaryota, Metazoa, Chordata, Mammalia, Chiroptera, Pteropodidae. Gene Ontology annotation, cellular component: nucleus; cytoplasm; cyclin-dependent protein kinase holoenzyme complex.